CACUGGGGUCUCCGCCAGCCGUAGCGGCACAACCCUCCCGGACCCGCCUCCAAACGAGAGGCCGUUCUUUUUGAUUCACUACCACGUUGGUCAGUCUAGAGCAUCUUUACUAUUAUUGGAUCAAAGCGGUGUCAAUCAUUUAAGUAGGCGGGCAGGAAGAAAGCGUAACUAGACGUUGAAGCUCUUUGACUGUGCUGAUUGGAGAAACGUUUGUUUUCUUCAAGUCUGGUUGGUGUUAGAAACGUUUCCCCACCCAGAAAUAAUGCCACGUGACAAAUGAACUUUCACCCAGGAUAUUUAUUGCCUGACUUCCCCUUAGCAACCGAGUGGCGGUGCUUGGUUCCCCAGCAACCAAGCGAAGCGUCCACUGCAAGAAGAGAGUCCUUAGGAAGGAUCUAUAUAGUGUUUCAGGUCCAGCUGACCCAGGAAAACCAGUGAAGAGGCCACCUGGUUGGUUUGUUUGUAAAGUUUUCUGCUGCUUCUCCAAAUCCUACCUCUGGUCUUCACCAAGGACCUAUCAUCAGGGACUGUAUGUGAAGGAGGAACCCAAUUUCUCAGCGAAGAUGAGCCGGCCAUAUGAUUCGAUGGAGCCAAAAGUAAUGGACGAUGACAUGCUCAAGGCAGCUGUUGGGGAGCAAGGACCUCAGGAAGAGGCUGGGCAGUUAGCCAAGCAGGAGGGCAUCCUCUUCAAAGAUGUGCUGUCUCUUCAGCUGGACUUCCAGAAUAUCCUCCGCAUAGAUAACCUCUGGCAGUUCGAGAACCUGCAGAAGCUGCAGCUGAACAACAACAUCAUUGAGCGGAUCGAGGGCCUGGAAAAUCUCACACACCUGGUCUGGCUUGAUUUGUCCUUUAACAACAUCGAGGCCAUUGAGGGCCUGGAUACCCUGGUCAACCUAGAGGACCUGAGCUUGUCCAAUAACCGGAUCUCCAAGAUAGACUCUCUAGAAGCCCUGGUGAAGCUACAGGUGCUGUCACUGGGCAACAACCAGAUUGGCAACAUGAUGAAUGUCAUUUACCUGCGCCAGUUCCCAUGCCUGCGAACACUCAGUCUAGCUGGGAAUCCUAUUUCUGAGGCAGAGGAGUACAAGGUGUUCAUCUAUGCCUAUCUUCCUGACCUCGUGUACCUGGACUUCCGGCGCGUUGAUGAGCAGGCAAGAGAGAUGGCGAAGAUGAAACAUCAGUACAGCAUUGAUGAGAUGAAGCACCGGGAGGCACAGAUGCAGGCCAAGCUGGAGGAAGAGCAGGCCAGGCAGAAGAAAUUGGCAGAACACAAGAUGGCGUUUGUUGAGCACCUGAAUGGCCCCUUCCUGUUUGACAGCAUGUAUUCCGAGGAUGUGGAGGGCAACAAGCUGUCCUACCUGCCUGGUGUUGGUGAGCUCCUUGAAGCCUACAAGGACAAGUUUGUCAUCAUCUGCCUGAACAUUUUCGAGUACGGCCUGAAUCAGCAAGAAAAGCGAAAGGUAGAGUUAGACACUUUCAAUGAGUGCAUACAGGAGGCCAUCCAGGAAAACCAGGACCAGGGCAAGCUCAAGGUUGCCAAGUUUGAGGAAAAGCACCUGCUGAACUUAAAUGCCAUCCGGGAAGAGAAUGAUCUGCUCAACAUCGAGAAGAAGCUGACAGAGUGCAAUGAGAGCAUCAGUGAGCUGUUCAACACACUCAUGAUACUGGAGAUGCAGCUGGUGGAGCAGCUGGAGGAGACCAUAAACGUAUUUGAAAGGAACAUCACUGACUUGGUGGGACUAUUUAUUGAAAAUGUCCAAAGUCUGAUUGCUCAGUGUCGGGACUUGGAGAACCAUCACCAUGAGAAGCUCCUGGAGAUUGCCAUCAACACCCUGGAGAAGAUCCUCAAGGGCGAGAUGGAUGAGGACCUACCCGAUGAUGUGCGGGCGCUUUUUGUUGACAAAGACACAAUUGUUAAUGCCGUUGGGGCAUCACAUGACAUCCACCUCCUAAAGAUUGACAACCGAGAAGAUGAGCUGGUGACUGGAAUCAACUCUUGGUGUGCACAACUAGUAGACAAGAUUCACAAAGAUGAGAUCAUGAGGAACCGUAAGCGAGUGAAGGAGAUCAAUCAAUUCAUCGACCACAUGCAGAGUGAACUGGACAACCUGGAGUGUGGAGACAUUAUAGACUAGGUGUUAGCGCUUGCCCCUGAGUGUUAUGGGAUUUCUCUCAUUCACCCCUCUCUCAACACUGUUGGUCAUAAUUCUCAAUAUAGAGAAAAAUAAAGGUCUGGUGUCAGCA
Messenger RNA from Mastomys coucha (southern multimammate mouse), 2244 nucleotides. RefSeq names its product dynein regulatory complex subunit 3 (gene Drc3). Gene Ontology annotation, molecular function: protein binding. The record is from RefSeq and is a predicted model, not a curated record. NCBI's taxonomy places the organism in Eukaryota, Metazoa, Chordata, Mammalia, Rodentia, Muridae. The coding region runs from base 564 to 2135 and encodes 523 amino acids. The transcript has 14 exons.